Molecule: messenger RNA, 1785 nt
Organism: Dreissena polymorpha
Lineage: Eukaryota; Metazoa; Mollusca; Bivalvia; Myida; Dreissenidae
Exons: 2
Coding region: 463-1785 (440 amino acids)
Source: RefSeq, a predicted model, not a curated record
UGUCACUCAUAAACAGUGUCGACCAUGCUUGUGACGUCAUAAAAAGAUAUUUGUGAUUUUAGCAAAAGACUGCGCCAUAUAGUUUAUGGUUACAGUAAACUAUGUCUUAUUGUAUUAAUGUUAACGAUUUGCUACUGUUUUAUAUCAAGUUAUUGUCAUUUGAUUGAUAAGCAUAGAUAUAACAUUUGGAACUAUUUCCUGAUGUGCGGAAGCGUUUUGAAGAGUUCAUUUGGCGCGCAUAUUUGAUUGGAUGACAGUGGUUCAAAUCGGCGAUUCAAGCAUUCUGAUUGGUCGGAGCUGUCGCAUAACCGUUUACGGAGUCUGAGGAAUUGUAUCAAGGGGCAUCCAUAUAAAAGACGCGCCGCAGACGACUUAGGACAUUCAACUUUUCGGCCACACAAGAUCUAAAAUUAUUUAAACUUUUAAAACCUUUAAUAAUAAUAAUAACAAGAAAGAACUGGGAUGUCGGACAAAAUGGAAAAAUGCUGGUUGUGUGAAGCCUACUUUCCCGACAGGAAGUCACUAAAUGUCCACCUGAUCUCUUCAGCCCAUCGACGACUUUCUGUGAUGUGCGCUUGGUGUGAGGGGAAAGAGAACGUUUACACCCGUAUAGCGGAUCUGGAAUCACAUGUGAAAAAAGUCCACCGAGAGGUUACAAUAAGCAAGGACCAGUUCACGAGGGCGAAUGGGUUUUACUUUGCCAAGUAUCCUGAGGACUACGCUAAAGUAGUUGACAACAUCAACCCUUACGACUCCAAGGCGGCCUAUGAAGCGAGGAAAGCCAUGAGAAGUUGGAGCGAUACAUUUUCCGACAAGCAAGCUAGGGGAGAUCAAUGGACAGCCGGUUGGAGGAAAGGAUUGGAGAUUUUAAGAGGUAUGGCGAAGAAGAGGGAAUCCAGGGAGCGGAGCGUGUCGCGAGACAAGAGGACUGUUGUUGAGAAAUCCGCAAGAACUGAAAGACAAGUGAAACGGGAAGAUAGCAGUUCGGUUGCUCAGUUGGAACAAGGCACAAGCUCGAAAGUAGCAGCUGAAAAAAACAGGCCAAAAGAAACUGAAAAGGGACUAAAACGUAGGAGGCAAGAGUCGGAAGGGGAUCAAGACUUUGAUCACAGGGACAACAUAGAGUUGGGUGAAGAAGCAGUUUCGGAGAGAAAUAUGGGCCCAGAUCGAGACAGGGUUGUUUCUCCAAGUGGUGAGAUAUCUUCCUCCUCCUCCUCCUCCUCCUCCUCAUCUUCCUCUUCAGCGUCGUCCUGUAGCUCAGCCGUGCUGGGUUCAAGCAGCAGCUUAAAGGCCAGAGCCUUUCGGAUUCUGAAGAAGGGCUGUAUGCCCAUGUGUCCGCCUGCAAAAAGGGAUUGGUCAUUGGUCAAUGAUUUCUCCAUGGAAGCGAACAACCAACAGAUUGUAUGGCCGCCAGCAAAUUGGAAGAAGAUGACCCCUGAUCAGAAACUCAUGGCCCAUGAGUAUGUGGCCAUCUUUCUUGAGCGUGUGGAGAGCACCAACUUCCCAACCUUGUCCAGGAGAGCCCUCUUGGACAAGUACAACUUCAUGUCCCUCGAAGCUGAGGGUAAGCCGACAGUGGAAGAAGGAGAGGCAGAGAAGAUGGACUCAAAAAAUAGGUAUUAUAACUUUAAUUACCUCAAGGCCAUCGUAAAUGGGGAAGUGGAGGAGAGUCGCGUGGCAGAGGGUAUUGUUCGGGGACUUGAACUUGCUGAUAGGUGGAAGGACACAGAUAUUAUAACUGAAAAACUGGAUGAGGCAAACAUUAAAAUACGUGUGGGUGCAUAA